Messenger RNA from Panicum virgatum (switchgrass), 1580 nucleotides. RefSeq lists its product as uncharacterized. The transcript has 8 exons. NCBI's taxonomy places the organism in Eukaryota, Viridiplantae, Streptophyta, Magnoliopsida, Poales, Poaceae. The coding region runs from base 126 to 929 and encodes 267 amino acids. The record is from RefSeq and is a predicted model, not a curated record.
CCACGCGAUUCUCCACGGCGCUUCGCCGUUUCACGGCCGCCGCCGCGCCGCCCGCUUAGCGCGCGGUUCCCUUCCUCCCCUCCUUCCCUCCAUCCCCACGCGGGAGGCCGCCUGUCCUUGCGAAGAUGCUGGGGUUCUCGACCUGCCAGCUGCUGGUCAUCCUCGGGGCCUGCUCCGUCAUGAUGAAGCCCAGCGACAUGGUGAAGAUUGCCAGGACGGCCGGGAGGAUGACCGGGAGGGCGGUCGGGCGUCUCAUCGUGGCGCGCCGGCAGCUCGACGAGAUCCUGGGGCAGUCUGCAGCUACCCAGGUUCAUAAGGAGCUUAAAGAUGCGAUGACCCAGCUGGACUCAAUUCGUUAUGAAGUUCAGAACCUGUCUAGAUUAACUCCUGGUCACUUCAACAUGAGACAGCAAAACACUGGCAUGGCUGAAGUGGGGAAAUCUGAUGCCUCUGAUAUUUCUGUAACUAAGCCAGACGAAUUUCGUCAUGAAAUUCGAAGUAUAAUUCGUGAAGAAAUAGAAAGUUUUUGUAGAAUGCGUGAUUCCAAUAAAAACUUUGCAAGCACAACUGAAGCUAGAAAAGUUGAUGUGGCUGAUGAACAUAUGUUACUGAAAGCCAAGGACAUAAAAAUGGCUAGUACAGGAUUGACAAAUCUACACAGCCAAGCAAUGACGUAUGCAAGGCUAUCUGAAGCCCCAGGACUCAAAGCAGACUAUUCCUUGAGUGGGGACAAUCAAGAACAACUCAAGGAAAACAAUGGGUUGCUAAAUGUACUGCCAGUAUCAGCUGAAAGUGCUGGAUUACUUCCAAACCGCUCAGGUGGACCAACAGGCUCAGACCUAGUGCUUGAAGCUGUGCUUGAAGCAGAGGUUGCUGAGAAUGCCAAAUUUUUUGUCUCGCAGCCUCAUGGUCAAUUGCCUAAGGAGUGAUGCUGACGAUGUGCUUUGAAUAGGAAGUUGCAAACAGCACCAAACUCUCCUACACUCAUGUACUGUGUAAAACUUAGUUGAGAUGGUGGAACAUCGAGUUGUUGACCAUUAUAUCGAUGGUUCAAUACUCUAAUGUUAAAUCAAGCCAGAAGGUCCUGCUUCAGAAACUGGGCAACCAUGAACCCUUGUUCAUCUUGAAGGCUGUCUUGGAUGGUUACUGAGGUUUUCAGACGUUUGACAGGACUGUACAAAUCAGCAUAGUUGCUGCGCUGAUGUGGAUGGACUGGAAUGCUUCAGCUUCACUUGCAGCUCUUUUCUGCUGUCAUUGUAGAUAUAAUUGCUUGGUGUUUUGCUGUAGUGAUUCUUCUUCGUUUGAUUGCUUUAGCAAUUGCCUAAUAGUUGAUCUGGUGGCACAUGACCAUGAGGGUUAUCUGAUGUUAUGUUAUGUAUCGGACAGAUGUUAGAAAGUUAUUAGUCCUGUUUAAAAAUAAUAAUUUACACUAUUUAGGGGCUAAUUAUUCUGUGCCAUAAUACUCUGUUGUUGGUUGCAUGUUGCUUCUGUCAUUAUUGUGUAUAUGUGAACAGAAGUUGCCACAGCAAUAGUGGUUGACUAGUUGUAUUUUGAUAAUGGAACUGAAUUGUCUGAUACCA